Xiphias gladius (swordfish) is the source of this 2185-nucleotide messenger RNA. RefSeq names its product small nuclear RNA activating complex, polypeptide 1b (gene snapc1b). The transcript is spliced from 10 exons. Bases 263 to 1327 code for a protein of 354 amino acids. Lineage: Eukaryota; Metazoa; Chordata; Actinopteri; Istiophoriformes; Xiphiidae. Gene Ontology annotation, molecular function: sequence-specific DNA binding. Gene Ontology annotation, biological process: snRNA transcription by RNA polymerase III; snRNA transcription by RNA polymerase II. Gene Ontology annotation, cellular component: snRNA-activating protein complex. The record is from RefSeq and is a predicted model, not a curated record.
AUGUUGUCCGCACGCGUCGAUACGUCAAGGUGUAUAAAUAACGACGGUCCCUGAAGGUAUCAUCAACCCUGACGGUGACGCACUAAAUCCUCGACGGUCGCUCUCGAGCCGUGUGUUUACAUCCGUGCGGCUCGGGAACGAACAAAAACAAAGCAAAAGAACAAAAGAACCGUUUUCUCGUCGAAAUGUAGCCGCCGGCAGUGGAUUUAAAAUCCCCGAGGUUUCGUUUUAACGCGUGUCUGUGCGAGGAGGCAGCAGAGAGAUGGACUUCUGCAGGAAACAGGUGAAACUAGACUGCGAGGAGCUGCUGAGCCGCUUCCAGCGAACAGAGUCCGUCCGCUUCGAGGUUUUCUCCAAAAUCUGGAGGGAAAUGAACUUCUCGCACAUUUUCUACGGGACUGUGAAGCGGGAGAAGCGGGCCUUCGGUCGUCUGGCUCUGGACACCGCCUGCGGCUUCUUCCUGCCGCCGUUCAGCUUCCAGAUCAGAGUGGGGGGACUUUACCUGCUCUACGGCCUGUAUCAAGCUCAGACCGCCUCGCCCUCGGAGCAGAUCCGCCUGGCGCUGAAGGACUGGGACGACGUGAAGAAGUUCGAGAAAGACGCUGUGGACGCACAGCACCUCGACGUGGUCUACGUCCUCCGACGGCUGAUGUUCCUCAAGGCGUUCCACUUCACUGCCAUGCCCACUCUGCUGGCCUACAAGAAGAAGAGGAAGGUGGAGCGGUCGGCGCUGUGUGAGGAGUUCAUGGAGCGAGCGUCUCGUCCGCAGGAGCUGAUCAACAUCGAGCUGCUGGAGGAGCUGUCCAACGUUCAGGAGAUCUACGAGAAGCUGAAGGCCUCCGUCUCCCCGACGACGGAGGGCGCAGACUCGUCCCUCAACCUGAUCCGUAAAGACCUCGUCCCCCAGCUGCGCGGCGCCGUGGUGGAUUUCUACAAGUGGCAGCAGAGGAAGGAGGGUCAGGAUGAAGGCGAAGCUGAAGGUGAGGACAGCGGCGAGGGAACCUCGUCUCAGCAGGAGUGCUACAGAAGAGCCGAGCGCCUCGCCUCCAUCAAGUCAAAGGCGUACGGACAGGCUGCAGAGGCCGCCAAGUCACGUCGUCAUCGUCAGGUGGAGGUGGAUUUCACCAGCAGCGAGGCCGGACCCUCCAACACACAGUGUUAUUCCAGGAUCAGCAAACCGUCACUGAAAGCCAGAACCAGUGAGAGUGUACAUAUCUCAGGUGAUGUGUGGAAAGAGGCCACGACGACCACUCUGAUCAAUCGCCUCACCAGUCUGGACUCUCUUCCCGAAGAAAAACCAAAAACUUACAAAAAAUUCAAGUGGUGAUGAACCCAGGGAGAGUUGAGCGGAGGGGCACCGGGACCGGACGGUGGAGACCCGAAGACGUCGCAUCCGGGAGGCGCCUUCGCUUCUGAGCGGCGACGUGCUGAUGGAGACAGCGCCGGAAACGGCCGUCGUCCCGACCGGAGCUGCUGACCGGGCAUUUUUUUAAAAAGGACUAUUUAUGUUUUAGGAUUGUAAUUCAUUUACUGUCGCCUUUUUAAAGGCUGUGCUACCACCCAUGCCCAAAAAAAAAGUGAAUGUUUUUACAUUUUAAAAUGUGUUAUUUUACUGUUUGCGUCUGCCCCGCGUGUUUGUAAUAAAAUGUGAGCGACAGUUGCACGAGCUCAUAACAGCUGAGGACAUUUCCAGUUUUCCUUUUUUGCAUUUUUUUUUGCCGCCAUCGCUCUGUACCUGUCUCGGCGUUGCCGGAGGAACGUUGCCCCCUUUUCCCGCCAAAAGGAAACGGGAGAUUUGUGUGAAUGUUGUUCCGCAGGUUCAGCAGAGCCGGUUCCGUUCAUCUCUCUCUGCGGUUUCCUUUAUUUCUGCUCCUGGUGUUUAAAUGCUUUGGAAAAUGUCAGCGUUUUAUAUAAAAACUCCUUUGUUUUUUUACAGGCUUCUCUUUCUUGUGUCACGUUUGAUUCUGACCCGCUAAUUACUGGAGCUGUUAUAUGCACUGAUUAGUCUACUUCUGGUUUGGGGCUCUCGGUUCCAGUGGAGGGGAAAUCUUAAUCUUAAUCUGGUUUUAUCUCCACUUUCGCUAUUUUAUGUUUUCAUCUAUCGUAUUUUAUUUUAUCGUCCCACCAUUAUUCAAUUUAUUGUUUCAUGGAAACCACUGUAAAAAAAAAAAAAAGGACAAAUAAG